Messenger RNA from Adineta ricciae, 1278 nucleotides. The record is from the annotation of a GenBank genome assembly. Lineage: Eukaryota; Metazoa; Rotifera; Eurotatoria; Adinetida; Adinetidae.
AUGCCAAAGAAGAAGAAAAAGACUAAAAAAUCUGCUCCAAAACCGAUUCAUUAUGUUCAACUUCGAACUCAUCGUCGAUAUCCAAAUGCAUCACAUUACAUGUCACAUUUGGAAGUUCAUAAUUCAAAGAUUCAACCGCUCAUUUACGAUAUCGAUCGUGUAUUGAAUCAAAAAUGGAUUCAUAUUCGUCGAUCGGAAAAAAACAUUCAGUUAAAUGACAUUCAUGAACAGGAAAUCAAAAAAGAAUUUUCACACAAAAUCGAUUUAAUUGAUUAUCGAUAUUUUCAUAUAAAUAAUCAAUUCGAUGAGAAUAAUAAAUUCAUCCGUGAAAGUUCUAUUCAUUCAACUGAGAUUAUCGAUCAACUUCUACAUUUAUAUGAACAAAUCGAACAAAGUCAACGAAAUCUCUACGAACAUCGUUUAAACAUGAUUAAACAUGAAUUUGAACAAGAGAAACAAAUUUUAAAACAUCAUUUUGUCGAUAAAGAACUUCAUGAAUUAAAUAGUCAAAUCAACGUAUUUGACGCCAUUGAACAAGACGAUAUUCUUCAACAACAUGUACAAUUCAAAUUAGAUAAACAACAAUUACAGGAACAGUUUAUCAAAGAUUUAACCAUUCUGUAUACAAAUUUCCAUACGCAAAUUUUCGUUCUACGAUCAACAGUAAAUAAAAUCAAUCGAUCGAAUGGACAACAGAUAAAUGUCAUUUCGAAGAAUUGCCGGCAUUUAUAUGAGAAAACAUGUCGAUCACAACAAAGUAUCGAAAAGGAAACAAAAACGAUAUUGAUAUUGAAAAGAAAAAUUAAGGAAAGUAAACAAUCGAUUGAUCAAAUUGAUUUGGAUCAAAAAUUGAAUUGGAUUCAACAAAGUUCAGAAGCUUCUGAAAAUGAAAAAUCGAAUCAAACCAUCAAUCAAAUGAUUUCACAUCGAAAAUCUCAUGGAAUCCUUCGUCGUUUCGUUCUUCUCACUGACAAUGUUCAAAAAGAUCUUCAGAAAAAGUUGUCUAAAGUUGAACGAAUAUUUUUAUUGAUGAAACAAUGCCAUCGAUUAGAACUAGAAGAAGAAAAGCUGCUUCAAACAUCUCCUGUUAAUGAAUUAAAUCAAGUUCAUCAUCUUUGGAAUUGUCAAGUGGAAAUGGAUAAUUCCUUUGAUGAAUUGUCCUUGUUCUAUAAACGAUUUGCUCAUGUUCAAAUGGAUCUGUAUAUUCGAGUCGAAGAAAACAAAUCUCGAAAAAACUUUCAAAAUUUCUAUAGAAAACAAUUGAUGAACUUUUACUGA